AUGAAAUCGACAAAAAACUUAACAAAAGUGACCCCAGUGGAAAUUAAAUCCACGAAACAAAAACAGACCCAAACAAAUGAUAUUCUAAGCAAAAUUCAGUGCAUUGUCUAUGUUCAAGCCAUCCUUGGAAUAAAUCGUACUUAUUUGAUUAAUAGCGGAAGAUUUGUAAAAUGGCUUACAAAAACAGUGUGUAUAAUGAGGGGGCAUGUGAAGAAGAAUUUUGAAGGGAAAGAAAUGAAGGAGUCUAGUAAAGUGGACGCAUUAGCAAACAAUACCCAGCUGGAUACCAUUUCAUUGCACAGAACGUACGAGUUGUUGCACAAGUGCGCCGAACAGCUCAACUCCAUAAUGAGUUUCCCGAUGAUGAUUGCCUUGUUUUGUUCGGGAUUAUCAACCACGAUGCUCCUAAAGAGUCUAUAUCAAGCUUUGCAAAUAGAGAACUCCAAUCCGCUUAUGAAGCAGUUGGUUAUUAUAUACUGUGUAACUAGGUGCAUAAGGUACACAAUAUUGGUAGUGAUUCCUUGCUACUACUCCAGUGUCACCACAAGACAAGUAUUCUACAUACGAGCUACGCUGCAUGAAGCCGCCAACAGUGGUCAACUUGAUAUAAUAGAAAAGAGGCGAGUGAAGACCUUCUUUCAUUUGACCCGAGAGAAUGAAUUCGCGUACGCUCUCUGGGGGGUGAUCAGACUCAACAUGUCUUUGCCUCUUAGCUACUUCAGUCUUUGCACCACCUACCUUGUUAUCAUUAUACAGUUCUCUAAGUUUAUUGACUGA
Amyelois transitella is the source of this 777-nucleotide messenger RNA. RefSeq lists its product as uncharacterized. Gene Ontology annotation, biological process: sensory perception of taste. The coding region runs from base 1 to 777 and encodes 258 amino acids. The transcript is spliced from 5 exons. NCBI's taxonomy places the organism in Eukaryota, Metazoa, Arthropoda, Insecta, Lepidoptera, Pyralidae. The record is from RefSeq and is a predicted model, not a curated record. Gene Ontology annotation, cellular component: membrane.